This is a messenger RNA of Trichoderma virens Gv29-8, 390 nucleotides long. RefSeq lists its product as uncharacterized. Bases 1 to 390 code for a protein of 129 amino acids. The transcript is spliced from 2 exons. The record is from RefSeq and is a predicted model, not a curated record. NCBI's taxonomy places the organism in Eukaryota, Fungi, Ascomycota, Sordariomycetes, Hypocreales, Hypocreaceae.
AUGUUCCAUUCAAAAGGCUUCCGACUCAACUCUGAGCCCGAGAGCCUCCCCCCUCCCCUCUUCUACAACCCCAAGCCCCCCGCUUCAUGGCACGCAGACGUCCUCCAGUCCAUCAAGAGGUGGUUCACCAUGUGCUGCGGCAACCGCACCGCCCACAAGACGAGCGACGCGGCAGUCAGGACACUGGAAGAAGGGAAGAACCGGAUUGAGGAAGACUGCGAGCCACUGAUUGAAGGUGGGAUGGGUGCUGCGGAGAAGAGGGAGGCGUUGAGGCUUACACGGCAAUUCGGCAUGGAGGUUAGGGAAGAUGGCAUUUACUGUUUCAUUGUGCUUGAUUGUGCUUUGGAAUACCGGUUUACUUUGGAAUAUGGAAUAUGGAACAAGCACUAG